This is a messenger RNA of Neoarthrinium moseri, 4845 nucleotides long. RefSeq lists its product as uncharacterized. Gene Ontology annotation, molecular function: ribosomal large subunit binding; ubiquitin protein ligase activity; zinc ion binding. NCBI's taxonomy places the organism in Eukaryota, Fungi, Ascomycota, Sordariomycetes, Amphisphaeriales, Apiosporaceae. Gene Ontology annotation, cellular component: cytosol; RQC complex. Gene Ontology annotation, biological process: rescue of stalled cytosolic ribosome; ribosome-associated ubiquitin-dependent protein catabolic process. The transcript has 4 exons. The record is from RefSeq and is a predicted model, not a curated record. The coding region runs from base 1 to 4845 and encodes 1614 amino acids.
AUGAGCCGCAAAUCCGGAAAGACUCGCACCGGCGGCGGGAAAGCUUUCGCCAGCUCCGCCGCCGGUGCCUUUGGAGCCUUCUCGACAGCGUCCAGCGGCACCAACCUAUCCUACCUGACAGAGCCCCCCGAUUUCUCCGCGAUAUCCGACGCCAACGUGGUCGUGUCGUUCAAGAACCUCCUAAAGAAGGAUGCCACAACGAAAGCAAAGGCGCUGGAGGACCUGAUCACAUACGUCGAGGCCCACCCCUACGAGCAAGAUGGCGGCGCAGAAGAGGCGAUACUGGAAGCCUGGCUGGAGCUGAUGAGGUCCGCCCGGAAACGCAUGGAGCGCCAUGUCCCCAAGGUCGUCGCUACCUGGCUGGCCGGCACCUUCGACAGGGAUCGCGGCGUGUCGAGAGUCGCCACCGACGGCCUGUCGUCCUUCCUCUCCACUCCCGACAAGCUCCUGCAGUUUUGGAAAAAGUGUCAGCCUCAGAUCCUCGAUUAUGUUUCGGAUGCGAUUCUGGAGACGGCCGACACGCUGAGCGAUGAGCGUUCCACGAAUUCUGACGAUGCCGAGGCAAAAUACUACAGGGUACUCGGUGGAAGCCUGGCCCUGGUCUUGAACCUCCUCCAGAAACUGGACUCGGACGACCUCGAGAAACACAGAGAGAGCUAUGAUAAGGUCCUCGAGGUGGACAAGGUGUGGACCAGUGCAUUAGUCAACGAUGCCGCGGUCAGGAGGCUAUCAUGCCAGAUCGUCCUGGCAUGCCUGCAGAAACGCCCCGACACGAUACAAGACAGCCUCAACCUCCUAAGCAAGGUCUACGUCUCCGAAGGGUUAAAGAGUAGCCAGGCUGGUUCGGCUGCGGAUUUUGUCAAGUCAUUGAACGCCUUGACCACAAAGUUCCCUACAAUAUGGACCUCAGACUAUCACGGCAAGAAGUCGCCUACCUCGAGACUGAGGUCAUUCCUAGAGAAGGGAUCUCAAGGUAGUGCUGUAACUUUCUGGGAGGAGCUAAGUCAAUUGCUGGAGAAGGUGCCGGCUGGAGUUGCUCCUACCGAUCUAGAUGGGGCACUGGACUUUAUGAAGACUAUGCGAUCUGGACUUACCAGCCGCGAAGAGCCACGCAGCCAUGCGGUCAAUGCGUGGGCGUGCUACUUGGGAGCUGCGAGGUCGUUCAUGACCACAUCAACCUCACCAGACGAGGCUGUCAGGUUUUCCCGGGAGGCUGUAUUCCCUCUAACCGAGCAGUACCUGUUCCCCGUGUCGGAACGAUCAACUUGGGCGUCUGGAUGCCAUAUACCUGUCCUGAUAAAAGCGUACACGUCGACAGCUGUAUCGCCGAAGCCCGAGAUCGUGGAAGCUACCAAGCAGGAAUGGUCUAGGUUUAAGAGUGAAUUCUCGACGCGUAUCCGCAACUCUCUCCCAGAAGCAUCCAAGGACCACGAAAGAUCGCAAAAGGGAAUUGCGGAUGAAGGUAGCCGGUGGUUUACACUUUGUGGAAAAAUACUAGAAGCCCAUACGAAGACUGCUGGGACCGACCGCCCAAUCCCCAACAUCCCGUUAGCUCCGUCCCUGGAGCUUGUCUCUGAAGCCCUGCAAUUGCUUCAAAAUCGAAACUGGAAGCCUUACGGUGCUGCAGCAGCAAUUGAGGCGGCUUUCAAAGACGGCGCCCAACUCUUCCGGGAGAAAUCGACUUCGGUCGACUCCGUGCUGAACCUUGUCGGAGCUGCGGUUCCCGGCAGCAAGGACGUCAUCCUUACUUCACCCAGUGCGCCACACAUUUUCUCGAUCAUCAACCUCUUGGGUGAUAUUCCGGGAAGAGAAGCGGAGUAUGAGCGGGUAUGGAAAUCUAGUGUUGAAGCUCUUCUCAACUCGGCAGACAAGGCUGCAAUUGCUUCAGCGUUGGCUAAACUGCUUUCAACGAGACGUUCUGCACCACUCGCCCGCCAAAUACCUCUUCUACAGACAGAGCUGGCUCGAAUAGCAGUCGACUAUGCAUCAGGGGCAUCCAAUGCCGAGUGGGGCGUUUUUGAUGCUGCUAUUAGUUAUGAUGCAUUAGAUGAGCAGACCGGAAGCCAGCUGGCAGGGAAUCUCGCAGCGCUAUUGACGAAACGGCCAAGCCCUGCUGCCAUCAAAUCGCUGCUCCUGAUUGCCCAAAAGAAGCCCGAGUUACUCUCCCGUGAUGAGUCUACUCACAUGACGUUGAUGACAGGCUUAUUGAGUCUUUCCGAGAGACAUGACGCACCGGAAGUGGCUACUCUUCAGGCCUUGAUCAGCAACCCUUCAUCAGAUAGUUCGAGAUUCGUAGACUUGAUCCACCAGAACCUCGACAGCGUGGGUCCUACCUCUCUAGGGAUCGAUACACUUGUCCAGCAAGCAGCACAGUUCAAAGCCGCUCAGAUAGACAACGUGAACCCCAGUCUGGGGCUCGGAUCUAUCUUGCCUAACACCAAGAUCUGGAGGGAUGAGCUAUCUGCCACCCUAAACAAGACGCCGAAUCCAUCCCUGUCGAUAACAAGCAGCCUGGGAGGGGCGUACUUUCUAGUAGCUCCAGAGUCAGCCGAGUCGUCAUCGCCUGUCCAUAGAGAUCGAAACGGUUGCUCCAUACCAGGCCGUAUGGCCAUGUACCUCUCCAAGCUAUUCUCUACGGGUCUCGAACUCGACACUCUACCCACAGAGGUACAAGUAGACAUGCUUUUUUACAUGUGGCUGACCGCUGAAGUCGCCUCGGACCAGUUGACGCUGAUGGCUGAGGACAGUGUUUGGAAGUCACUUGCCGUGGAUGCUGCAAUUUCGGAUGCAGAGCAAUUAUCCUCGUCCUCUCGAAAACUACUCAUGUCGGUCAACGAGGAUGCUUCGACUUGGAGGGAAGGGUCAGGCAGCAAAGGCUCUGUCCUAGUCCAUGGACUCUUCGAAAAACUCUUGGAUGAGUCUAAGCUGUUGACCCCACUGGGUUUAUACAGUGCAAAGGUACUCAGUGAAAUGUUUGGAGAUCUGAUUGAUCAGCACGGCUUCCCUUCGAGUGGAGAGCAGUGGCUUGCAGGAUUAGACAUACUGAAGUCUUCACCUGCCACUAUACUCCCCGCUGUCGUUAUCUUGACAAGUCUCCACGAAGCACUUGAUGCCAGUAAGCCCAUCAGCAAUUUUUGCAAUCGUUUAGUCAGCGAUGCCGCCGGCGCCAAGAUCGAUUCGGACAAGUCUUUAGCGACGCUUGUUCUUUUGAAUGCCUGUUUGCAGGUCUACAAGCCCGAUGAGGUACCCGUGGCCCAUAAUCGCCUGGUCUUUGCGGUUAGGCAGAUUACUUCGUGGCUAGAAACGCCCGAGGAAGUUGAUCACCGGUUUGCUGCAGAAGCGUGCCGCAGUCUCACCCUUCUCCUUCCGUGUAUCAAGGACGUUUAUGGCGCCUAUUGGGAACGAUCUAUCGAAUUCUGUAUCCAUCUCUGGACGGAGAGGACCUCUGAACCUCUAGACUACCGUCUGUCCGCUAUCCAUGCAUCCCUCAAGUUGAUGCAGACACUACAGUCGCUUGAUGAGCCAAACGAUGACCUAGUAGACGUGCUUCAGUCUACCGCUCAGAAAAGAUCAUCCGCGCUGGUGGGGCUACUCAGCCUACCUCGGGACAAGGCGACCCAGCCUCUUGAGAUUGUCGACGGCAUUGUCUGCCGACAAAUUGAGAAGUUGCCGUUAGAUCAUGUCGAAGACCCAUCUGAUUUAUACAGCCUGGUUGCAGCUGAUUCUAGAACUGUCCAGACGGCUGCAUUUACACUACUUCACAAAGCUCUUCCUGCUGCGCAAGAAAAGCUCGCAGUUGAUGUUCUUCUGGAGAAGAAGACCGCGCAGCUCCCCGACGAGUUACUGUCGCUUCUGCUAGAGGCCCCGACACUGGAGGCAUAUUCUGAUGAGGCUUUAGCGAAGUUUCCUACACCGAUCCGCUCCUACCUGCUGACUUGGCAUCUCGUGUUUGAUGCAUUUACCGCCGCACCGUUCAAAGUCCGCAGCGAUUAUGCUGAUAGUCUGAAGAAUGAAAACUAUGUCGGGCCGCUCAUGGACUUCACAUUUGAUGUUUUGGGUCAUUCAGCCGCUAAUGGACUCAACCUUGACAAGGCUAAUUUUACAGAGGAGAACAUCAAAGAGUAUGACCUCAAGCUUGCCGAUUGGGAACCCGAGGAGAGGAACAUGCAGUGGCUCCUGAUCCACCUUUACUACUUGGUCUUGAAAUUCGUGCCAGGACUUUUCAAGUCGUGGUUCAUCGACUGCCGCUCGAAGCAGACCAAGAUCGCCGUGGAAGGCUGGAUGGUCAAACACUUCUCGCCUAUCAUCGUGUCCGAGGCCCUCGACGAUGUCGCUACGUGGGCUGAAAGUCAGGAACCGCCGGCGGACGACGAAAAGGAGCUUGUGGUCAAGGUGAGCAGGGCCGCAAAGGAAGUGACUGCCGGCUAUGAGGUGGACGAAUCUCACGCCGCCAUCGCGAUCAAAGUUCCUCCUUCAUACCCGCUGGAGGGUGUUACCGUGGUAGGCGUCAAUCGAGUGGCUGUAAAUGAGAAGAAAUGGCAGAGCUGGAUCAUGACAACUCAGGGGGUCAUAACAUUCUCGGGUGGCAGUAUCAUUGACGGACUGUCGGCGUUCAAGCGGAAUAUCAUUGGUGCGCUUAAGGGGCAGACCGAGUGCGCUAUCUGCUACAGCAUCAUCAGCAGCGACAAGAGGAUGCCGGACAAACGAUGCGGGACCUGCAAGAAUUUGUUCCAUAGAACUUGUCUGUACAAGUGGUUCCAGAGCAGUAACCAGAACACCUGUCCGCUGUGCCGAAACCCUAUAGACUAUCUGGGCUCAGACACAAAGGCAAGGAAGGGGGUAUGA